UAAGAUCAUAAUUACUAGAUCGUAUUAAACGACUACAAGUAUCGAUUAUUUAUUUUUAGAUGCAGGUUCUUCCUUGUUGAAUAAUACAGAUUUUAGAUGGACUGUCAAUCAAAAAGUGUAUUUGUCAAUAAGAAUAUUAACUGUUUCAAGGUUAUCCAUUUUAGCGUUAUGUGGAAAUUUACAGUUUCAUGUUUAACACUCUUAGGUUACCCUGUGUGUAGCAUUGAAUCUAGGUAUGCAAUUCACGGAACUUCCGUUUUGUUAGAAUGUAGUAUAGCUGCUUCGGACGCCGAAACAAUUGAGUGGAGAAAAGAUAGCACAUUGUAUGCAGAGUCAAAAUAUAUCAACGAACAUUUACCGUAUGAUCUGAGAAGUCGUAUAUUUGUAACCGGAAGCCAUAGUAACGGACAGUUUGAUUUAAGAAUUGUGAACGCCCAGUUCAGUGACGAGGGAGAAUACAACUGCUCAGACCAUUCAUAUCACCUGACAUUUCCAGCAUUGCUUAUAUCAACGGAUGCUACGUAUAACCGAUACAUUCUGAUCGAUCCAGAGGUGAAAAAGUUGUUUGUAGGACAGAUGAACAAACUCACCAUAAUUGAUCUAUCAAAUGAUGCAUAUCCUGUUAAAUCCACUUAUGUUGAUUUUCCAGCAGAACCAGAUAAGCUUAACUAUUGUACUCUUUCAAAGCCAGAGAUUCCUGAUUGUCAGAAUCACAUACGAUUCAUUACUAAGAAGACUGAGGAUACACUGAUUUUAUGUGGAACUAAUGCAGAUUCUCCUAAUAGCUAUGAACUCAAUAUAACAGACAUGACUUAUACAAUUUCAAGUGUUCCGUGUUCCAAUGAUCCGUUUGAUAAUUUUACAGCAAUAUAUAUCAAAGCAGAAAAUCCAAACAACGAGGAAUUAAUGUACUAUGCCUCUACAUUACAUGGUGAAUCUUCAAUACAAAGGCCAAUACCUGGUACUACCGAUUAUAUGAAAGGUGUAAUAAGUGAAAAGUGGAUGAAAGAACCACAGUUUGUUGGAUCUUUUGAUGUUGGUGACCGCGUAUUUAUCUUCUUCCGUGAAACAGCUGUUGAAACUGAUCCAUCAGAAAAAAAGAUAUACUCAAGAGUAGCAAAAGUUUGCAAGAAAGACAUUGGAGGUAAUUCGCUGUUACGAAAUAAAUGGACAAGCUUCCAGAAAGCUAAACUUGAUUGUUUUAUUCCUGGAAAACUUCCAGUGUGUCUUGACUCAAUACAAGACGUAACAAUGAGGGACAAUGUAUUUUAUGGAUUAUUUACGACUACCACAGGAUCAUCAGCAUCUGCAAUAUGUGCCUUUAAUCUAACAAGCAUUGAUACUGUCCUGGACGGGCCAUUUAAAGAACAAACAACUGUAAAUUCGUUCUGGACGGAAGUAUCAACUGUUCCAACCCCUAGGCCUGGCAAAUGCACAAAUGAAUCAAUGACUCUAAGCGAUAGUGUUCUGCAGUUUAUAGCAGACCAUCCAUUAAUGCAUCAGAAAGUUCAGCCAAUGUAUGGAAAAGCAAUAUUUUCCUUAGACGACGAGGAACUCCAACAACUAGAACUAGAUAGCAAUACGAAAGAAAUUGUGUUUUAUGCAGCAUCAAGUACGCAUGAAUUAUUUGCAUAAUUAUAAAAUACUCAUGUAAGUUUAUCUUUAGCUCUCAAGGUCAAAGGCAAGAUUGAGGACGAUUGACUAAAUAUUUUUACAAGAUGUUUAUUUUGUGAAAGUACACAAGCUUUCACCGAAUUGACCCAUUACCAUUGUACUCUUUUUUAUUUGGAAAGUACGCGAUUCGGAUUCGAAUUAGUGUAAGCUUAACGUUUCCGGAACUUAACUUAUAGACAGUUUACCUAAUUAUUGUUUAUCGUGUAUUAAACAUAAUUUGUCAAGUGUAUAAUAAAUGCUACUGCUUACAAGUCUGUUUGUAUUACAAACUUUCUAAUUAGUUUUAAGUAUGCUAUGAAUUUAAAAAAAAUAUUGCAAUUUACAUUAUGUGUUUUGGUCUGAUCGACUAGUACUGAAGCGAGUCGAUUUCCAAGGUUUCAAGGCAAAAUUCUCAAUUUCAGAAGGUUUAGAAUAUUUAAUCGACAGUACUAUCUGGGUUUUUUUUAAACUUUGAUAACCAAACCUACAACUAAUAAUAAAAAAGCACUCACAGUACGACAGAGUAAGCAUUUUCUGAUAUACCUCCAAAUGCGUAUUACUUGUCGAUUUCAAAGUCGAUCUGGAAAAACAAAUGCUACAAAAUGAAGUAUUACAAAAUCUGUAUCAAUUAGAUGAUUGCGUCAGAGCUUAUGUCGAAUAAACAUAAACUGAAUAAAUUCAGAAAUUAUAGGGGCUUUGUUAGGACCCAAUAUUUGUGAUGCCGAUUAUGUAAUUGAUUAUCAAUCAAACUCUUCAUACGGAGAUGUUUCUUUUUACAGUAAAACGUUUUGUAUAAUGAUAAUAAUGGGAACACACUAUAACAUAGGUACUAAGUCAGGUAACUGUCAGUUUCGCAAAUACUGAAGAAUUAAGAUUAUUUGAAUAGUCUGUGAGUUUAACAAGGAUGUGCUCUUUGUCAACAGCUAUUGUUUAUAAUUAUAAGCUUAAGGCUAUUUAAAAAAUUACUUUUAAAAAUGCUUGUCAUAGAAUGUUAUUACAGGUUGUACAAUUGCACACUUUUUUUUGAUGGAAACUAUUGCAUAAUAUGUUAGCAAUAAACAAUAAUCUAUAUCGUUUGUAAGUAGAAAAUAGUGCAAACCGUGAGCUAUGUUUCAAAUGCAGUAACUAUAACCAUUUCUUCUAUGAAUGCAUAUGGGUUUAAAACUAUUGGACAAUAUGACACACCAUUCAUGUCUGUCAUAUUUGUUUUUUCUUGAAUUGUUUUGUUAUAAAUUAGGCCGUUAGUUUUCUCAAUUGAAUUGUUUCGUAUUUUUAUGUCGGGGCCUUUUAUAGCCGACUAUACGGUAUAGGUUUUCUCAUUGUUGAAGGCCAUACGGUUGCCUAUAAUUGCUUACAUCCACUUUAUUUGAACUUCGGUGGAUAGUUGUCUCAUUGGCAAUCAUACCUCAUCUCCUUAUUUUUAUACCUGUGUAUUUUAAUAUCAGUCAAUAUAUUGUUUUGUCUAAAAAUCUUGUAAUAGGAUAUUCAAUUGAAGAUGUUGAAUAUAGCAUACUUAAUCAUAUUAUAACACUUGUUUGUUUACUUUUUGAUUUAAGAUUGCUUUUAUUUAUCAGAAUUGAGAACUGAAUUUGUGAAUAUGCUGUCAGUCCUUAAACAUGAAAUUGAAACACACAUUUUAUAUUAUCCGCAAAUUUCUUCUUGACAAACUUCAGAAGAAAUUUUUAGAAUGCGAUUCUUUAUCUCUUUUGUUUUGGAGGGUAACCACAGUUGACAAGUUUAAAGGACAUAAAAGGAUGAAAAAUGUUGAUCGAGAACUGCUUAAACUAUUUUCUUUAAAUACCAGAAAUGUUGUAUUAUAUUAAUGUAUGUCUACAAACUCUACACAUUUCAUUCUUGUUUGAAGUUGAUGAAUGAUGAGAUAUUAUUUAAGAGACAAUCGUAAUAAAUUCAAUAAAACUGACCUUUCGUCGCAAAAAUUAGAAACCAUGCUUGUUUGAUCAAUUGUACUUUCUGUUUGAAAACCCGAAAUUCAAAUCUAAACAAAAGACAGUCAAAAUAUCGUUUUCGUUUUCCUUGUAUCUAUGAUGUGAUACCAAACACGUAUACAUGUAUGUAGAUCUACUCUGUAAAUUGCAGCUACCACAUAAUUCAUGAAUAAAAAAAGGUUGCAAAUGAAAUCCCCUGGUUUUACUAGGAAUUAAUAAUACAGGGAGGAACCUUAUAUCUCACGAUAUCUCAGUAGCAUGAGUUCGAAUCCCGGCUAGGGAAGAACAAAACAUUUGCUUCCGCAAAUUUACAGAUCUAACAUUGUCGGGCUGUUAUCUAGACGAAUGUUUAUACAGAAUAUGUUUUCAGCCAUGUAUCACCAUCACUGGUGAUCCGAUGAAUAAAAUCUGUCGUAGAGUUGUCACUGGUUAAGACGUACUUAUAAUAUAAUUAUUUCUGUGAUUGCAUCCUACAUUAAUUUGUAAGAUCCUCUACGAUAGAUAAUUCAGCUGAUCUGUAAUAUUCCCUCUUCUUUAUAUAUAUGUAUAUUUAGAUAUCGGUUAUAACAAAACCAGAAGGACUGUAUUUGUAAUGUGGGUGGGGAUGGGGGUACGAACAAGAACAAUCAGGAGGUUUGAAUUUAGCACACUUUAAAAUGAAUGUAUACAAACUGAGAAAUAAUGUUUUACAACAAUUCUCCCAAAUGAAUUGGGUUUUGUUAUAAGUAGAGACCAGAUCAAAUUUUCUUCUGUUUAAGAAAAGAACAAGUGACUGAUUAUUUAUCAUCAUGAAUAAUACACCUCCGUAAAGAAAAUGAAAUCAAAAUCAUCUUUAUCUUUAUUGAUGAAUGAUAUGUUAAGGAAACAUUUAUAAAAAAUAUUCCCGGUAGAAGCUCAAAACAGAUUAAUAAAGGCAACAGUAGUUUACAGGUGUUCAAAAGUCAUAAAUCGAUUGAGAGAAAACAAAUCCGGGUAACAAACUAAAACCGAGGGAAACACAUCAACUAUAAGAUGAAAACAAAUGAACAACAGGAACACCAAAGUACAACAAAAAACAAACGCCAACAUACACAGAAACGAACUAUCAAUAUAAAUAAGACACGACAAUUCAGCUGUCAAAAUCUUUGAGGUCUGUGAAUAUAAGAUGAAUUUGCUCUUUUGAAGUAAGUAUGGUCAAUCAAUCAGAAUCUAAGAAAAAUUACUAGACGCAGAUAUAUACCAUGAGACAACUGGAUGCAAAGCAAUACUGAAUAAUUUAUGUUAUGAAAUGAAAAAAGCGAAUUAAUAUAAAACAUUUAAUUUUGGCAAAUUAUUACAAUGUAAUAUGAAAAACAAUAAUAGACGUUGAAGUUAAUUCAAUCAAUGUUCAGCAUCAUCUGUCAACAACACUUUGUCCACACGUCUAUAUCCUUUCCGAGUGAAAACGAAUCUACAGUCCAAAUGUCUAUAUCCUUUCCGAGUGAAAACGAAUCUAAAAUCCACAUGUCUAUAUCAUUGCGAAUGAAUACAAAUCUAAAUAAUAGAUAGUUUUCGGCUAUCAACGGCAAAAUGUAAAACUUUUAUGUCUUUAAAUCACUAGUCAAUAAAGGAACCAAUCAAAAAUCGUUGUUCCAAAAUAGACUUCAUAACAAUUUGUAUUAUUAGAUAAAUUUAAAGGACCGAAAGAAUUCGAACAGUAUAAAGUCAAUUUCUUAAAUCUCCAGUCGCCAAUUACAUAUUUUUAUCAGCACAAUGUUCAUUUACAAGUCAUCACCAUAAAAAGUCUGAUUUACAUUUAAUGUCUUUUUUCGUUAUCUCAAUUAAUUAAAUAAGAACAUUUCAGUUACAAAAAUUAAAUCGAGAAUAACUGUAUGAUUCGUCUUAUUUGUAUCUGAGUAUGCGAAAAGAAUACUCUCAUAACGAUAUAAGAAUUCAAUUGAACUACAUCCGAGCCUACAUGAAACUUUCCAGAACAGCAAAAGGCGUCUAAUUUUGCUCGAAUUUCACAGUUAUAUUUUUCAUUAUGAUUUUAUUUAAUUUCAUUUUGUUUUGAGGGAGAGUUAAUCCCUAUAGAUUAUUAUUUACAUUAGUCUACAAUAAAUAUCAUCGGCUAGAAAGUGAGUGAUUCGGCACAGACAUAAUGUCUGGCGUUUUUUUCUAUAUAACAUUUAUUGUAAAUAAAAGAUUUUUUUGGCUGGAAUUUCCGAUAAUAUUUUGUUUCAUAAUUCCAUGUGUGUAAUAAGGAAUUUCUAUGAUUAAGUAUAUCAACAUGAGGUCAAGAUCUGCAUGUUCAAUGCAUGAUCAUCUAAUUAUAUUAUCUGAUUGGUCAGUUCUUGAGAUUAGUAAUUAAUUUCAUAUUUCUACAUGUGCUCGGACAUGCGGUCAUUCGCCUUUGUUCUGGGAGAGAUAAAAGAUCGUUUAUGAAUUUCAACUGAAAAAGUACUGUAGAAAGGGCUUACCAGACAUUCAUCGAAGAAUCACCAGAUUAUAAGGUAAAAGCGAACCUUAAGUAUUAUUAUUAUAUGUUUUUCAAGGUUAAUUUCUAAUUUAUUGAUUUUAUAAUAGAUUAGUUGCUUUUGAAACAUGGUCCGGCGUGCUUUAAUUUUUGGUAAUUCUUUUAUUCGUCGUUUUAAAUCAUUUACCCAUGAAAACUGCAAUUGAGGUUGGUUUACUUUAGGUUGAGACGGAACAGAUAUUCAGGUUGAUUAUUUUUAGUUUGGGGGGGAGGGAUUCUUCGCCCCGGCAAUAAAUGUGUUCAAAAGCAACAAUAUAUGCAUAUAAUUGAAGAAUAUAAGCCACAUUCGGUUUUUCUUUAGGUUGGAGGCAACGAUUUAUCGUCUGAAAAUGAGCCCGUCAAAUUAGCAAGAGAUAUCAGCGUUUUUGCUAUCAUGUUAACCACGUGGUUAUUGGUCAACUUCUCCCGAGGUAUUCCGAAAGACCGGAAACAGAUUAUAACAACAAGCUUUACGUUGUUAACAAAGAACUUCGGCAUUUACUAAAACAAAGAGCUAAUGCGACUUUCUGGCAUCAUAGAGGGUUGUGGAAGAACACCUCAGAUUUAUUAUUAAAAGAUAAUGUUCAUUUUAAUGAUGAAAGUAUGGAAAUAUACGCUAGAAGUGUUCGUGCUGCUAUUUGUAGCCUUUCACGUACAUGUAGUGUCGAGCAUACUUGCGUUUCAAACUACCGUGUAUGAUAGUUUUUACUUAGUGUUCCCAAUUGGAAGGACAUACGAAGAAGUAGAAGCAUACAAUGCAAUUAUUUAGUUAUCUAUGAAUUAUUUGCAUAUUAUUACUCCUUUACCUUAUUAAUUUUUUAAUUUUGAUAAUCUCUGACUGGUUUUGCUUAGAUGCAUAUGGUUGUGACACUUGGUGACAUGAAAAAUGUUUUGUUUAUAUAUUAUUAUGGUUGAUUUAUAUCAUUUAUAUCAGAGAUAUAUAAUAUAAUAUGUCUCUGUUUAUUUUGACUUAUUGAUUAUUUAUUCAUAAUUAUGGUUUAUAUACUAUUAUAUUAGUAUAUUAUUGGUUAUUUAAUCAGAGAUUAAAACAUGUCUUUCCCUAUAAUGGUUGUGUCACAAUAGGGAUCGAUUUUGGUACAAUUGAAGUACUUACAUAUUGGUUGGUUUAAAAAAAAAAGACAAAAAAUGGUUUUGGAGUAUUAAUUAUCAUAUCAUUCAAUAGUCCAACGUAAUUUUGAACAACAUGAGUACAUCUUAUUUUAUAUAUUAUCAUAUCAACUAUGCUUAAUUUGCUGGAAAAGCAUUUUGGUUUAAAAGUAUUACAUAUAUCGUAACAUUCUUUAAAAUCUGUAGAUAAUACAGGAUUUUUAUUUAAUUUUGGUUUCAUGUAUUUAUAGCAAAAUGCCAAAACAGAAAAGCAGAACAAGAAGAAAGGCUUCUCCACAAAACCUUGCGGAUGAUGUUGAAGAUUGAAAUUUAGUAGAGGAACAACAGAGCCAAGAGUUACCACCAAUAUAUAGGCCACCAGUUCGGAGACGCAAGGGCAGACAAGAAGCUCAUCUCAAUCAAUUAGAUCGUGAAACGCCUACACAACAACAGCCGGCUGGUCCAAGUGCAAAUGACAUUUCUGAUGCCUUGUUCUUAAAAUUUCAAAAUUCAGGCAUUCAACUGGUCAAAGAUAAUACUGUGGUCCCAAUCAAUGAAGUAACGGGUAUGUUGUCGUCACCUAGGCAACCAGAAAACUACUGACUCGCAGGGGCCAAUGUUAGAUGUUUUUCAGCCACCAAUUUCCUCUGAUCCUAAUUUCAACACUCCUUCUGAUGAUACUGGGAAGGUUUACAAACUGUUUUUUAAAAAUGAAAAUACUUUUAUUACAAGUACCUACAUACCCUUCAAUAAAUCAGAAGUCAUUGGGCACUCAAACAUUAUGAUGACUCGGUGUAUCUAGGAACAGAUCUCUCCGUUACACGUAUAAAGGUUAUAAACUGUGAAAAGCAUAGAUUGAUUGACCAUUGCGUAAAAGAUCCUCAUUGUGGAUGGGAUAAUACAACAGAAUUGAUUGAAAAUGAAAACCAGUGCUACAACAGAUGCCGUACCUUUGAUUAUUUAAUAGAACAUCAAUUAUUAAACAAAACUGGUGUUUAUACACAUGUGGAGUAUGAUUUUUCGUUCACGACACCUACAACGUGCCCUCCAGACAAACCAAAAUAUGUCCGUUCAACAAAUUCCACGUUAUCCGAAAUUGACCUCCGAUGGGUUUCUGGCUUUUCUUGUGGUUUAGAUCAAACAUAUGUUAUAGAAUAUCAAAUCCAUCAAUCAGAGGACUGGAUUAAUUCAGAAGUCAAUCAUGUUGGAGCAGAUACCGAUCCCCAGAUACAUACUCUCUCUGGUCUGCAGUCAGAUAGUUGUUAUAAAAUUAAGUUGUCUUCACGAAAUGAAAUCGGUAUGAGUCAAGUAACAGACUGUUUAAUUGUAUCAACAAUAUCUUCAGGGUCGACAGUUUUCACAAAUUCACAAUUUGAUCAUCCAUUGGAAUUAUCUGUUCUUGUAUAUGCAGUUGUACUCACAUGCUUUGUUAUUUUACCCAGUAUAUAUUUUUUGAUAAAAGGGGUUUGCAUGAAAAAAGGAACAUCGCCAAUUGCUAAUACCGUAGAGGAAGGAAAAGGAUCUCAUACAGAAAAUAAGCAACUUUCAGCGCCAGGUAAUGAUUGCAGCAGCAACAACAGUAAAUCAAUACUAAAUAGUUCUGACAGAAAACCCAAAGAUAAUCUAUGCUCUACAGGCACAACUAAAGCUGCAACAUUACAAGUGAAGAAAAGAAAAAAAAAGAGAAUCGGACAAAAAAAGGUAGACGUUCCAAAUGAUAUAAACGAUGAAAAGUUGAAGCUACAUAGUCAAUCAA
Messenger RNA from Mytilus californianus (California mussel), 8935 nucleotides. RefSeq names its product semaphorin-2A-like. The coding region runs from base 97 to 1635 and encodes 512 amino acids. The transcript has 22 exons. The record is from RefSeq and is a predicted model, not a curated record. NCBI's taxonomy places the organism in Eukaryota, Metazoa, Mollusca, Bivalvia, Mytilida, Mytilidae. Gene Ontology annotation, molecular function: chemorepellent activity; semaphorin receptor binding. Gene Ontology annotation, biological process: semaphorin-plexin signaling pathway; positive regulation of cell migration; axon guidance.